UAGUUGAAAAGCGGAUAUGUGCCUGAUUCCCUCUAAAAUAUGUACAGUAUCUUGGAACUAGUUCAGCGAUAGUACGGUAUUAAUGUUUCAAUUUCUCAAGAUGGAGUUAUUUGGAAGCAACUUCGAUGACUCAGUAUUUUCAGAGGCGAAAGACCGUGGCUCCGUGUGUUUGCUUUCUUAUAACGCGAAAAGCUGCGAGCCGGAGUGGUUUUGUGAAAGUGCUGCUCUGGACACAGAAGAUUCUUUGGAGAAGCAGAAAGUUUACAAGUUUCGAGGGGACCUGGCAACGAGGCGGGGCGAUUACCAGGCAGCCCUGAAUGCUUACAGCAGUUGCCUGGAGUGGAUCUCUGACAACAACAUGUCAAUCAAAAGGGAUGUUUUAGAGGGAAUGGCUCGAUGUUACACCAGGCUGGGCCAGAGAAAAAAAGCAAUUGACCUUCUGGAUCUUCUGAGCAAAGAAGCCUCAAACACAUGUCACCUAACCAGCCUGCUGCUACUCAAGAUCACCGUCUACCAACAUUUUGGAGAUGUCGGACCCAAGAUGUCAUCUUUGCAAGAACUGUGUAGCCUGCUGCCUUUUAACCCGUGGAAUUGGUACAACCUGGGGAAAAUGUGUCUGCAGCUAUUGGAAGACUCCGCAAACUUGAAGGAGGAAGGCAAAGAAGCUGAAGAGCAACAUAAAGAACUCUCUGAAGAGAGGCUCUGGCUGAAGGCCUGCGUGUGCUUCCUCAGGACGAGACUCCUCUUAAGAAUUCUGCAGCAACAGCAGUCAUCGUUUGUGCUGCGACACAACCAAUCUGCCGUCCAAUCAGCGGAGGAAGCACUAGCGCAUCUUGAUCCCAAAGAAACGACUCUUCUCACCCUCACUGAGUUAAUUUCAGAAGACCUGAACCCAGAGAAGAUGAGGGACGAAAACCAGAAUGGCAAAAGUCUGUCUAGUGUUUGUGUGCAGAGCUUCGAGGAGCGCUGGUGGAAAAAGGUCCUACUGAGUGGAGUUCUGGAAGCCGAUGGAUGUCACCACCUCACCUGAGUGACACCAAGUUGUGAUGUGCACCAAAAAGAGUGGUGGACAAAAAAAUAUAACUUGACAGAGACUUUUGUCAAACUUUUUGCCAGCCCGUUACCAAAGGAAGACAGGAGUGGAAAAGCUGCAGUUUUAUUUUUUUGUAAUUGUAUAGGCCAUUGCCAAAAUGUGUGCCUUUAUUUGAAAUGUCAUCAAUAAACAGAUUUUUCUUGUGCUUUUUU
Messenger RNA from Hippocampus zosterae (dwarf seahorse), 1245 nucleotides. RefSeq lists its product as uncharacterized. Gene Ontology annotation, molecular function: protein binding. Bases 83 to 1030 code for a protein of 315 amino acids. The transcript is spliced from 8 exons. The record is from RefSeq and is a predicted model, not a curated record. NCBI's taxonomy places the organism in Eukaryota, Metazoa, Chordata, Actinopteri, Syngnathiformes, Syngnathidae.